AUGGCUAAACGCACCAAGAAGAUCAGAAUCCUGGGUAAAUAUGGGACCCGUUAUGGUGUCUCCCUCAGGAAAAUGGUGAAGAAGAUUGAAAUAAGCCAGCACACCCAGUACACUUGCUCCUUUUGUGGCAAAACCAAGAUGAGAAGACAAGCUGUGGGGUUCUGGCGUUGUGGCUCCUGCAUGAAAACCAUUGCUGGUGGCACCUGGACCUACAACAUCACUUCCGCCCUCAUGGCAAAGUCAGCCAUCAGACUGAAGCAGUUGAAGGACCAGUAG
Molecule: messenger RNA, 276 nt
Organism: Neogale vison (American mink)
Lineage: Eukaryota; Metazoa; Chordata; Mammalia; Carnivora; Mustelidae
Product: 60S ribosomal protein L37a-like
Exons: 1
Coding region: 1-276 (91 amino acids)
Biological process (GO): translation
Cellular component (GO): ribosome
Molecular function (GO): structural constituent of ribosome
Source: RefSeq, a predicted model, not a curated record